Dendrobium catenatum is the source of this 1105-nucleotide messenger RNA. RefSeq names its product beta-galactosidase 3-like. Bases 266 to 928 code for a protein of 220 amino acids. Gene Ontology annotation, cellular component: cell wall; vacuole. Gene Ontology annotation, biological process: carbohydrate metabolic process. Lineage: Eukaryota; Viridiplantae; Streptophyta; Magnoliopsida; Asparagales; Orchidaceae. The transcript has 5 exons. The record is from RefSeq and is a predicted model, not a curated record. Gene Ontology annotation, molecular function: beta-galactosidase activity; carbohydrate binding.
GUUUUAUCUAAUAUUUCUUAGAUGUUCUUUCUUCCCUUUUUUCCCUAAUAAGAAUGCAGGACCUUUCUACGAAUGGGUUGGAGCUGGAUUAACAAGUGUCAAGAUUGCAGGGUUAGAUAAUGGAACCAUAGAUUUGUCUUCAAAUACAUGGAAGUAUAAGAUUGGCUUGGAAGGAGAGCAUCUAAGAAUUUUCAGUAAUGGCAUUGAUAACGUUAAGUGGAUUACCCCAUCGUUACCACCAAAGGAUCAAGCUUUGACGUGGUACAUGGUCGUUGUGGAUUCCCCGAAAGGAACUGAGCCUGUAGGGCUUGAUAUGAAAUAUAUGGGGAAAGGCCAGGCUUGGCUGAAUGGGAAAGCAAUUGGAAGAUACUGGCCGAGGAAAAGUUCUAUUAAUGAUAAAUGUAGUUCCAGUUGCAACUACAAGGGAAAUUUUUUCCCCGACAAAUGCAGAACAGGAUGUGGGGAACCGACUCAGAGAUGGUAUCAUAUUCCACUAUCUUGGUUCAAACCUUCUGGUAAUGUUCUUGUUAUUUUUGAAGAAAAAGGUGGAGAUCCUACAAGAAUUACAUUUUCAAGACGCCGGAUCUCCAAAAUAUGCAGUUCUGUAUCAGAGGAUUUUCCUUUUGUAGACCUGGAAAAUUGGGAAAAUGCAGUCAGGUCUAAUGGUGAAGGGAGAGCAACUCUCCAUUUAGACUGCCCUGAGAACUCUUCAAUUUCCUCUAUUAGGUUUGCCAGCUACGGAAAUCCAAGUGGUGCAUGUGGAUCCUAUCAACAAGGAAUCUGCCAUCAUCCCUCAUCUGUUCUUAUCAUUGAAAAGGUAUGUCUGAAUAAGACGCAGUGCACCAUCCCCUUCUUAGAAGGUGACUUCUCUAAAGAUUUCUGCCCCGGAAUCACCAAAUCUUUGGCAGUUGAAGCGGCAUGCAACUAGUGGGAUUUGGUUCUAUGUCAAGUUCAUUUCCCAUGUUUUUAGCAUGGAACUUAAUACUCUUCACCCAUAACGUUUUUGUAUUAAACCAGUUUGAAACUUAUUGUUUCAGUUUAGGCUAUUUGAAGGUUUCAGCCAAAAAUCAAGGGUUUUGGCUGAAAUUCAAGAGUUUAGGCGAAA